Suricata suricatta (meerkat) is the source of this 2921-nucleotide messenger RNA. It is a transcript of the gene ZFP37, whose product is annotated as ZFP37 zinc finger protein. Lineage: Eukaryota; Metazoa; Chordata; Mammalia; Carnivora; Herpestidae. The record is from RefSeq and is a predicted model, not a curated record. Gene Ontology annotation, biological process: regulation of DNA-templated transcription. Bases 34 to 1872 code for a protein of 612 amino acids. The transcript has 4 exons.
GGGACGGCCGAAGGGGCCGGGUGUGCGGCGGAGAUGGCCGCGUCGGAGCCGGGGGGCAGCGCCGCGGGAUCAGUAACAUUCAAAGAUGUGACUAUGGCCUUUACCCAGAAGGAAUGGGAGCAACUGGAUCCUGCUCAGAGGAACCUGUAUAAGGAUGUGAUGCUGGAGAACUACAGCAACCUUGCCUCCAUGGGAUAUCAAGCUCCCAAACCAGACAUGAUCUCCAAGUUGGAAAAAGGAGAAGAGCCAUGGUCGGGGAAGGGCAGAAAACCCAGACAAAGUGGUCCCAGUGAAGGAGCAAGACCCAAGCAAACAGGAACCAAUGGAAAAGAAGUCCAGCAAGAUAAUGACCAGCUAGCAAAUCACCAGGAAUCUCAAAACAAAUUACGAAAGGAAGUUGCAGUCAAGAAAAAAAGUCUGACUAAGAAGAAAGGCCCUGAGUGUAGUUCACUAGAGGAAAUCAAUGUGAGUACAAAACAUGUACCUUCAAAAAAGAAGCUUAAAUUUGAUUCACACGGAAAGAAUUUGAAACAGAAUUUAGACUUACUUGGUCAUAUAAGAAACCGUGCAAAAAAGAAACCUAAUGUAGCUAAAGAGCACAAGAAAUCUCUCGGCCAUAGCUUACCUGAUACAAAGAAAAACAAAAAUCAAACUGGGAAGAAACAGAAAUUAUCCAACCAUAGCUUAUCUAAUAAGCAUGACAAAACUCAAACUGGCAAGAAACAUGAAAAAUUAGCUCAUCGUAGCUCAUCCCAUACUAAAUGCGAUAAAAUUCAAACUGGAAAGAAACAUGAGAAACCAUCCAGCCGUGGAUCAUCUACUAAGUGUGAUAAAACUCCAGCUAAACCCAAACCCUAUGAAUGUAAUCAGUGUGGGAAGGUUCUCAGUCACAAACAAGGACUCGCUGACCAUCAGAGAAUUCAUACUGGGGAGAAACCAUAUGAAUGUGAUGAAUGUGGGAUAGCCUUUAGCCAAAAGUCACACCUUGUUGUACAUCAGAGAACUCACACUGGAGAAAAGCCAUAUGAAUGUACUCAGUGUGGCAAAGCCCACAGUCAUAAACAUGCCCUCACUGACCAUCUGAGGGUUCAUACUGGGGAAAAGCCCUUUAAAUGUACUGAGUGUGGGAAAACCUUUAGACACAGCUCAAACCUUAUUCAACAUGUAAGAUCUCAUACAGGCGAGAAGCCCUAUGAAUGUAAGGAAUGUGGAAAAUCCUUUAGGUAUAACUCAUCUCUUACUGAACAUGUGAGAACUCAUACAGGUGAGAUACCAUAUGAAUGUAACGAAUGUGGAAAGGCUUUUAAGUAUAGCUCAUCCCUUACUAAACAUAUGAGAAUUCAUACAGGGGAGAAACCCUUUGAAUGUAACGAAUGUGGGAAAGCUUUCAGCAAGAAGUCACACCUCAUUAUACAUCAAAGAACUCAUACUAAGGAGAAACCCUAUAAAUGUAAUGAAUGUGGAAAAGCAUUUGGACAUAGCUCAUCUCUCACUUACCACAUGAGAACUCAUACAGGUGAAAGUCCUUUUGAAUGUAAUCAAUGUGGAAAGGCCUUCAAACAAAUCGAAGGCCUUACUCAACAUCAGAGAGUUCAUACUGGGGAGAAACCCUAUGAAUGUAACGAAUGUGGGAAAGCCUUUAGCCAAAAGUCACACCUCAUCGUACAUCAGAGAACUCAUACUGGGGAGAAACCUUUUGAAUGUAAUGAAUGUGGAAAAGCUUUCAAUGUAAAGUCACAACUUGUUAUACAUCAGAGAUCCCACACUGGAGAGAAACCCUACGAAUGCAAUGAAUGUGGAAAAGCUUUCAAACAAAAUGCGUCCCUUACCAAACAUGUGAAAACUCAUGCAGAGGAAAAAUCUCAUGAGUGAAAUUAAUGUGGGAAAACCUUUUAGCUAAAGGUUUUAUUUAACCUUAGAAGUAGUCUGAAUUUUAAGGAUGUUAGAAAGCCUUUAAUAAGAAGUCACACCUCUUUACACAUGAGAGAAUAGAAACAAUAGAAGGAGAGUUUAAACUUGAUACCAACCUUUCAUAGAAAAUAUUGUUUUAAAAAUACUCAAUUAUUAAUUAUAUGUUCAGACCAAAAUAUAAAGCCUUUAAAAUUGUUAAUAAGCUGAAAAAUCAGAGCAGUAGAGAGGCAGAUUACAUAUGCUAACAAUUCCUGAGUCGCUGAGUGUUGUGUACUUAAGCACCGCAUGUGAGAAUCGAAUUUGCAUAUCUGCUAAUUUCCACGUAUAAAUGUUUGUGGCCACUGGCAUGAGCCUCGUCUUUGAUAUUAUCACCUCGCUCUUUCUUAAUGUCUUUGUUAGCUUCUGUGUCAGCCACAAGCUUUCUAAAAGUUAUUUAUGUAAAAAAUAUUAACAGAAAAUUAAGAGAAAAAAUGAAAUGAAAGCAGCUGAGGACACACAGGUGCUGGUGGGGAAUGAUGUCCAAGACACGUUGUUAAGGGGAGAAAACAGGUUGCUGAACUGUCUGUAUAGGAUGUUUCCACUUUUGUACGAAAGGGUGUGGAUUUGUCUGUCUCUGUCCGUGUGUGUAUAUAUGUAUGUAUGUAUAUAUGUGUGCAUAUAUUUGUACGUGAAUAGACUUAGUUUGAAAAACUACAGAAGAAACUUUAUAGCGGUCGCCAUGAGCGCACGAGGACAGGAAUGGGGGCUGAGAUAUUGUAUACUGUAUGUGAAUUUUUAAAUAAUGUAAAUGUAUUAUUUUCACAGUUUAAGUCAUUUUAAUAUGCAUACAUCAACACUGAUUAAAAUUUUCACCAAGCCCACUCCAUGGUGUUGUUUACAAAGUAAAAGUUUCUGUGCCUGUUAGGAAGGGUGGUGAAUCUGAGGAUAUGGCAUUAAACGUGAUAUUGAAUUCACAGACUUUUCCUAUCAAACAUAUAUCCUUUUAUUAAAAUAAUGAAUUACAACUAUAA